AUGAGGACAUCCGACGGGAGGCUACAGGACGGCAAAAUGACGGUAAGGCGUGGCGUGUCCCGGGCGAACUCGGGCCCUGCCCGGCUUGGCAGGCGGCCUGCUCAUUCGGCCGACGAGGCGAGUUUACGUGACAAUCAUGAAGUGUUUUGGAGCGACUUCAAGUUGCAGUCGUUGAACACAGCGGGUACAGUCUUGUCUAAAGGAAGGAAAUACCAAAACAAUUCUGACAAAAACAGUCGCAAACAGGUAUCCUACCCGUUGGAUGUGGCAUAA
Molecule: messenger RNA, 273 nt
Organism: Protopolystoma xenopodis
Lineage: Eukaryota; Metazoa; Platyhelminthes; Monogenea; Polystomatidea; Polystomatidae
Source: the annotation of a GenBank genome assembly